Molecule: messenger RNA, 3011 nt
Organism: Apis mellifera (honey bee)
Lineage: Eukaryota; Metazoa; Arthropoda; Insecta; Hymenoptera; Apidae
Exons: 8
Coding region: 42-2759 (905 amino acids)
Biological process (GO): transmembrane transport
Cellular component (GO): membrane
Molecular function (GO): transmembrane transporter activity
Source: RefSeq, a predicted model, not a curated record
UACAUUAUUUUUAUCAUUUGAUAGAUCUUUCUUUAAGCUAGAUGGUUCAUUUGUUUUCCAUACGCCUUACUAUCAUCAUGAAGAAAAUAUACUUAGCUGUUUUUGCUAGUAAUGUAGGUAUGAUUUCAUAUGGUUUAUUCUUUGGCUGGCCAUCACCUUCAUUGUCUCUUUUAAUGCAAAAUAAUAGUUCUAUACCUUUAACAUCACAACAAGCUACAUGGGUUACAUCCAUUCUUACCAUGGGUGCAGCUGUGGGUGCAGUAUUUUGUACUUAUAUUAUAAAUAUAAUUGGUAGAAAAUUGACUUUACUUUUCACUACGAUACCAAUGAUAAUAGGAUGGAUGAUGAUUGCUUUUGCAACGUCAGCAUGGGAAUUGAUUGUCGGUAGAUUUUUUUGUGGAAUAAGUAACGGAAUUGGACAUAUGUCUGCUACUAUGUACGUAGGUGAAAUUUCACCAGCUAAAAUAAGAGGAAUAUUAACUUCAUCGUUGAUCGUAGCUGUAAAAUUUGGUAUACUGAUUGAAUGGGUAAUAGGACCGUUUCUCUCUUUGAGAGAUCUCGCACUUGUGUCAUCAUCAAUACCAAUUCUCUUCUUGGUGAUUUCGAUAUCAUUACCGGAAUCUCCGUAUCAUUUAAUGCGUCAUGGGAAAUAUCAGGAGGGGAUUACAUCUCUUAUGCAUUUAAGAGGAACUAUGGAUGUUUCUAAAGAAGCUGAGAUCAUCGAGAAAUACAUAAAAAUUGAUCUGGCUAAUAAUACUGGAUUGUGGGAAUUGAUCAGCAUCUCAGGAAAUCGGAAAGCGUUAAUAGUUGUACUGGGUUUAAUCGCGAUUCAACAAUGGAGUGGCAGUAUGGCGAUACUUUCGUAUGCCGAAAUAAUUUUCAAUGAGACGAAAAACGGGUUAGAAGGCCUGACUAUGAUAUUGGGUGGUAUCCAAAUAAUAUGUGUGGCGAUCAGUACAUCUGUGGUGGAUCGGUACAAUAGAAGGACUUUACUCAUAUUUUCAGCAUCGGGCGUUUUCAUUUCCACUUUCGUUAUUGGUUUAUCUUUUUUCCUUCGGGAAAUGCAAUUAGACAUCAGUGGGAUCGUUUGGUUACCAGCUAUUGGAACGAUAUUUUACAUUAUCAUGUACGCCUUCGGCUUGGGCGCACUUCCAUUCACAAUGAUGAGCGAAGUUUUUCCUACGAAUGUUAAAGCGCUUGGCAAUACAAUUGGAAUGUUAUGCUGUUAUUUUUGUUCUACUAUCGUCACUUUCUUUUAUCAACUUAUUGCUAUUCAGUAUGGGACAUAUAUCGCAUUUUGGUUCUUUUCUUUCACCACUAUCGUGGGUAUCAUUUUUAUAUAUUAUUGCGUGCCCGAAACGAGGAGAAAAACAUUGCAAGAGAUACAAGAUCAAUUGCAUGGAUAUAAAUUAGUGGCAAUCGUCAAUAUGUCAAAUAUAAAACUUUAUUUGGUCACUUUUGUCGUGUGUUUAGCUCAACUCAACGGCGGUCUAUUUUUGGGAUGGACGUCCCCAAUGAUAAUCGAUGGUCUUCCCUUCGAAAUCACUACGAGCGAGGCUUCCUGGUUAAUGUCAAUGUUCAAAUUAGGAAUGUCAUUCGGAUGUCUCGUUUCGAUAUUCAUCGCUGACUUUAUAGGAAGAAAAAUUUCAAUAUUACUAGCCAUCAUUCCUACAUGCUUAAGUUGGUUAUUAAUAGUAUGGAAUUCAACAACAAUGAAUCUGUACAUCGCACGUUUCAUAGGCGGUGUAGCCAACGGUAUAAUUUUCACGAGUGGCUCUAUGUUCGUGACAGAGAUCUCUCCUACGAACAUUCGCGGUGCCUUGUGCAGUUGCUUCGUAUUAAUGGAUUAUUGCGGUAACCUUUUGGGCUAUGUAAUCGGCUCGCUUGGCACUGUGCAACAAUAUUCUUACGUGGCGUUGUCGUUGGCAUUGUUGCAAUUUGUGAUGUUUAUCUGGUUCCCGGAAACGCCUUAUUACUUGUUGCGGCAAAAGAAAUUCGAGGCAGCUAUGGAUUCUUUGAUAUUCUUACGUGAUUCGGCCGACAUCAGCGAGGAAAUGGAUUCGAUCAUGGUGUGGGAUGCUGGCAACAAAGGAACGUUAUCUUCCAUCUUCAAUCUAAUAUCUAAAUCAGGUGGGAAAAAGAUAAUCUUCAUCAGCAUUGGUGCAAUGAUGCUGCAAGCGUUCUCAGGCUCGAUCAUUCUUAUUGGCUAUCAAACGAUCUUCGAGAAUUAUAACGAAGAAUUGCAAGAAGUUUAUACGAGCAUCAUUUUAAUAACGAUGCAUCUGAUCUCAUCCUUGGUGUGUAUUAGUUUAGUGGAUCGUUUAGGGAGGAGACCUUUGAUGAUUACAUCCACAAUAGGCGUUUCCAGUUUCAGUUUUCUAUUGGCUAUUUACUUUUACGCGCAGGAAAACUCUAUAUACAGUAUGGAUCUACAAAUAUUACCUUUGAUAGCGAUAUUGUUUUACGUUGUGAGCAUCUCGUUGGGAUUGGCCAUUCUGCCUUACGUUAUCAUAAACGAAUUGUUUCCGAUAUACGCGAAAGUAACAUGUGUCAGUUUUUGCUUCUACGUAAACUUCAUGUGGUCGUUCAUUAUGUUGCGUGUCUGGAAUGUCGUCGUGUUACAAUAUAACGCAUAUUCUAUUGCAUUCUUGAGCAUCUCCGCGCUAAACGUGUUUAGUAUUUUUUACCUAGUGUUUUAUUUACCAGAGACGAAAAGGAAAACGUUUUUGCAAAUUAGAAAGAAUUUCAUCGAAGAGUGAUUAAGGAUAUAUUCGAAUUAAGUAUUUUUCAGUAGAUUUAUAAUUAGUUAUUAAUUGUUGCAAGCUGUAGAAAAUAACAGUACCACUGAUUUAAAAAACCACAUAAAUUAUUUUAUUGAAAAUGUUAGAACAGCCUUUCGAAUGUCCACGUAGGACUUCUAUAUAAACAGGUACCAACACGAUGAAAUUUACAAUAAUAUGUACAUUUAUAUCAAUAUUAGAGUAAGAAACGCACUUAUUUUUUUCAUUGUU